AUGAGGGUCUGGGCCUGCCUCCUGGCGGCUCUGAUGGGAAUCCAAGCAGUUGAGCGGCUGCGCCUGGCCGACGGCCCCCACGGCUGUGCAGGCCGCCUGGAGGUGUGGCACGCGGGUCGCUGGGGUACAGUGUGCGACGACGGCUGGGACCUGCGAGACGCGGACCGUGGCCUGCCGGUGUGCUGGGCUGUGGGCGGGGCGCUGGCCGCCCCCGGAGGCGCCUUCUUCGGGGAGGGCACAGGUCCGAUGUGGCUGAGCGAGCUGGCAUGCCGAGGCGCCGAGAUAGAACUGGGCCCCCGCUGAAACAACAACCGCGGAUGGAGGGCUCACGUCUGCUCCCACGAGGAGGAUGCCGGAGUGGUCUGCGCAGGUGAGCGCGAGAGGGCAUUGGGAGGGCGCGGAGGCCAAGGGACCCGACAACAGGUCCGAUCGCCUGGAAGCGUAUCGGGUCUCCCCAAGCCAGGAAUGAACUCUGAGUAUCUCCCAGGGGGUGGCCCCUCAGAACAGCUGGGGCUGGGAGGGGUCGCCUGGGACGACUCUGCUGCUCGCCUACAGGGUCAGCGAGCGCAGACUCUGGGGCCAGUGUUUCAGUCAACCUCGAUCCUUGAUGUGGAGUCCGCUUUGCCAGAGCUGUUUGGUUCGGAGGAGACCACAUCAGAGCCGUCGGUGACACACGAGCGGCUGCGCCUGGUGUCGGGUCCCCACGGCUGCGCGGGCCGCCUGAGGUGUGGCACGGGGGCCCGCUGGGGCACCGUGUGCGACGACGGCUGGGACCUGCGCGACGCGGCCGUGGCCUGCCGGGAGCUGGGGCUGCGGCGGGGGCGCUGGCCCGCCCGCCUGGAGGGGGCCCGCUUCGGGCCCGGCUCGGGGCCAGUGUGGAUGGACGAUCUGUGGGCUGCGGCGGCAGCGAGGCAGGCCCUGCGGGACUGUCCCCGGAGCCCGUGGGGCCGCAGCAACUGCGACCACAGCGAGGACGCGGUGGCUGGUGGCCCGGCCCCGCGGCUGCGCCUGGCCGAACGGCCCCGCCGCUGCGCGGGCCGCCUGGAGGUGUUCCACGCGGGCCGCUGGGGCACCGUGUGCGACGACGGCUUGGACCUGCGCGACGCCGCCGUGGCCUGCCGGGCGCUGGGCUGCGGCGGGGCGCUGGCCGCCCCCGGGGGCGCCUUCUUCGGGGAGGGCCCUGGGCCGGUCCUCCUGGACGACCUCCGCUGCCGGGGCAACGAGUCGGCCCUGAGCUCUGCCCGUCGCGGCCCCUGGGGCCAGCACGACUGUCACCACCAGCGAGGGACGCGGUGCGCCGUGUGCGAUGGCCCCUGCCGGCCACAGCAACAGCUCCACGUCCAGAUGUCCCCCCGCCACCCCCCGAGCCUGACUCCCGGCACAAGGCCACCCCCCGCCCACCUCCCCUACCGAGCCCUGGGACCCCCGCGCCGGAAGCCGGAGGAUGAUCGGGUCCCCCGAGGGCUUGUCCAGGAGGGGGCCACACCCAGAGGUGUUCACGGCUCCCUUGGGCCACUGAGAGCCCAGCACACGAAAGUCUGGGCCCUGCUGAUGGCGCUGGGUUCCUCUCAGCCAGGCCCUGCCCCUUGGCCUGUGCGACCAGACGUCUGGUCCCUGCUCAGCUGGGAAAUGGAAACUCCAGGAUUCACUGCGGCGCUUUGCCCCGAGACCACAUUCUUGCAGGUUUACGUCGCGGAGCAGAGACAGCAGGGGACUGGCCAGGCUCGGCUCCCAGGCUCGGUGCCAAACUCAGCUCAGGGGUGCGCCCGCUCCCCGCUGGCAGCGCCCUCCUUUCCCCUCCUGCACCCCCAAGUCCCUGUGGUGCUCCGGGUUGCAGGGCAGACAAGGACACAGCCAUUGUGCAAAAGAAUUUACUCGGGGAUCCCUGGUGACCUCGGUGGAGACCGUGCCCACCCAUCUGAUUGGAUUCGAGGACUGGGAGCGGGGAACUGGACGAGGCUCCCCGACCUGCCUAGAUUCCGACUCCCCGUCUCUCCCCACGCAGGGUCCCCAGCGCUGCGCCUGGUGGCCGGGCCCAGCAGGUGUGCCGGCCGGCUGGAAGUGUGGCAUGCAGGUCGCUGGGGUACAGUGUGUGAUGACGCCUGGGAUCCCCAGGACGCAGCUGUGGCCUGCCGGGAACUGGGCUGCGGGGCGGUGCAGCCUCUGGACCCCGAAGCAGGCCGCUUUGGCUGGGGUUCCGGCCCCAUCUGGCUGGAUGAUGUGGCGUGUGUAGGAACCGAGGUGUCGCUCGCUGACUGCCCUGCCUCCCCCUGGGGCAAGCACAACUGUGCUCACAACGAGGAUGUCGGACUGAUCUGCAUGGGGUCCCCCAGGCCUCGACUCCUCUCAGACCCCUUCAGCUGGAGCUGGGGUCCCGGAGACCCCGACGCCUGGGUCCCCGCAGAGGACCGUGACCCCGCAGCCCGCCAGGCUGGCCACCAGCGUUCACCACGCAGAAGGCCACGCGCGCUGCCACCGGGAAGAUGCCAAGAGCCCGAAGAAGCCACCACGAGCCCCCCGCGGGCCUCGCCCCACAUCCACGGCACAGACAGCAACGUCCUGGGACCCCCACCCGCACCCAGGACCCCCCGAGAUGCGACCUCGAGGGCGCCACCCACGCGCAAGCCCUCCCCCACCACGCCCGCGGGGGGCGCCUCCCCAGGACCCCUUCGUCUCCAGAAGCGCCCCCAAGACCCCUCCCUGGCCCCCACCGCGGGGGACUCGGGCCCGUUCCGAGUGCGCCUGGCCGACGGGCCCAACCGCUGCGCGGGGCGGCUGGAGGUGCGGCGCGCCGGCCGCUGGGGCACCGUGUGCGACGACGGCUGGGACCUGCGCGACGCGGCCGUGGCCUGCCGGGAGCUGGGCUGCGGCCGGGUGCGGCCGCGCGUGGGCAAGACGCACUACGGGCCGGGCGCCGGCCCCAUCUGGCUGGACGACGUGGCCUGCCGGGGCGCAGAGGGCUCGCUGAGCCUCUGCCCGGCGCGGCCCUGGGGCCAGCACGACUGCGGCCACGAGGAGGACGUGGGGCUCACCUGCACGGGCCACGCGGACGCGGACGAUUACCCGCCCUGGACCUGGGACCCCACGUCGGGGGAGGACCUGGCCAAGGGGACCACCGCUGCGGGGCUGCCCGGCAACACGCUCCCCUGGAGCAGCACCCCGCCUGCCCCGACGAGGCGCCUUCCCGGCACGGGUGAGCAGCACACGGGCAGGGCUUCCAGAAAGUUCCUGCUAGUCCAGGAGAUCUGCAGCUCGGGGACCCGCUUCUGCACCCCUUGCUGGGCUCCGGAGACCCUAACACAGUUCUGUGCUCCACAUGUCCCGCUGCCCCAGAACCCACAGAGGAGACCCCGUGUAUCUGUGGGGUCGGAGGAGCGCAGCAAAGCCCGAACCCUUGGCCCUGCGCAAGCCCAUUCAUCACCCCGCCAUCCCGACUGGCACCAGAUCCACCCUUGCCCACUCAGGGGAGACUGGGAGACGGCCCAGGCAGAGGCUGGGGUGAUCGAUAAGGAGAACUACGAGUCUUCCUGGAUGUGGGACACACUUUCAGGAGGGACGUUGGCCCAGGGAACCCCAACCAGCCGGACACGAACUACCACUGCCGUCAGUACCACUAGCAGCCCUAGCCGUCGCUCUCUGGUUCCAAGGGCCCGUGGGGAUCCAGCAGGUGCCGCGGCCACUGCGCAGCCGCCGCGGGAGCGUCGGACCCAGCGGCCCACGGGGACCCCCACGGCGACCCCCAGCUCCGCCUCCGCCGCAUCCCCCGGACCCUCAGAGCCGCAGGGCGGCGUCCAGGCCUCGUCGAGCAGAGGAGGCACCUCUGACCUCCCGGACCCCAGCCCCACAGCGCCGGCCGCUGCGGGUCCUGAAAUGACUCCUAAGAAAGUGCUCCAGGAAACGACCUCUGACCCCUCUACACCUGGGACUGGGACCGGCCGCACCCCUACCUCAGCAGUCACCCCAGAAUCUGGGGCAGCUCCGCUCCUUGCCACGCGUCCAGAACCUCCCAGGACCUCAGACCCUGCCAGCACCGGGCAACCCCACACCACGCCCCCUCAGCCCCCCACGGACACCCCUCAAGCCCUCACGGAUUCGCCCGAUCGCUUCACACAUCAUGCCCUCACUGACUCUCCUCACCCCCUUAACGACACCCCUCGCCCCUUCAACACCACCCCUCACCCCCUCACCAAUGCCCUUCACCCCCUCUCUGACUCCCCUCACUCCAGCACGAUGAUCCCUGAAAAUCCCACCAUGACCUCGAGUCCUCUUGCCUCCACUUACCCCCAUGCCUCGAGCCCGCAAGCCCCCACCAUGAGCCCACAGCCCCCCACUCUGCACUCAACUGUGACCCUUGGCCCAACACCCUCGGCGCCAGUCACUUCUCUGGGAACCCAACGUCCUGCCUCAGCACUGACUGUCCAGCACCUUGGGGUCCCCGGCCAGACCUCCACGGAGACCCCGGACCCCUCCACACCCAGAAGCCCCGAGCCCACCCUUGACCCGAGAUCUACCCUGCAGCCCACCAAGGGGCCCAGGGUUGCCACACUCAGCCCCCCGGCAGCCCAGACCCCACCUGCAACCUCUGUCCCUCAGGGUGACCCCCUGAGUCCACCUCCCCACCACCACCCCCUAGCAUCCUCCCCUGAGGAGGCCGAGGUACCCCUCAGCCCGUGUGUGGCCCCCACGCCCCCCGUGCGCGUCAUGGCCUGUGAGCCCCCGGCCCUGGUGGAGCUGGUGGCGGCCGUGAGGGACGUGGGGGACCAGCUCCGGAGGCUGAGCCAGGCGCUGGAGCAGGACCAGCAGGAGCGCCGUGCCCUGAAUCAGGGCCUGGCCCGGAUGGUAGAGGCAGCCCAGGGUCUGAGCCAGCUGGGAGAGGCCGUGAGGAGGCUGGCGGAGGGGGCCCUGCACCCCAGCACACCCCAAUCCGUCACUGCCACCCCAGAGGAGGAGGAAGAGGAGGAGAGGCCGCUGAGGGGAGAUGUGUGAGGCAGACCCGGGCUUCCAGGUCUUGAGAACCCCAGACACGCCCCCACCCGAACCCCAAAGUUGCUAAAUAAAGACACAGGUCGCAGGGAGCCUGAGGACAUACAA
Molecule: messenger RNA, 5091 nt
Organism: Suncus etruscus (white-toothed pygmy shrew)
Lineage: Eukaryota; Metazoa; Chordata; Mammalia; Eulipotyphla; Soricidae
Gene: SSC5D
Product: scavenger receptor cysteine rich family member with 5 domains
Cellular component (GO): membrane
Source: RefSeq, a predicted model, not a curated record